UCCUGGGCCAGGUGACCGAGUCCAUCACGUCUAUGACCCAAUGCCACCUCGGGACAGUGAAUAAAGUCACUAAUACAAGAACAUCAAGUGUACUGAACUUUGAUCUAAAAACACCAAGUGCAUUUCUAAGGCUGCUGCAGAGACCAAGCAGCGGCUGUGUGUACUCCGGCGUCCACGGCUUCCAGCAGGAGGAGAUCACAGAGAAGCUGCGGGCCUUCCCCGGAGGCUCCGUUGACCUGCACCAACAGGAGUCCGGCAUCGCCGUGCUCACCAUCAACCACCCGUCCCGCAUGAACGCCUUCUCCGGCAGCAUGAUGGUGGAAUUAGAGGAGAGGGUGAGCCAGCUGGAGAGCUGGAUGGACGGGAAAGGCGUCAUUGUUCGGGGCGCUGAUGGGACUUUCUGCUCUGGGUCGGACCUCACUGCGGUCCGAGCGAUAUCCAACCCACAGGAUGGGAUGAAGAUGUGUAUGUUCAUGCAGAAUGCUCUCACAAGACUUCUCAGGUUGCCUCUGAUCUCCGUCGCGUUGGUGGAGGGCAGAGCGCUGGGAGGAGGAGCAGAACUCACCACCGCCUGUGAUUUCAGGUUAAUGGCAUCUGGCAGUGUGAUCCAGUUCGUCCAUAAGCACAUGGGCCUGGUCCCGGGCUGGGGCGGCGCCGCUCGACUGACCCGCAUCGUCGGAGGCCAGAACGCCCUGAAGCUGCUCGGCGGCGCCCUGAAAGUGGAUUCCGGGCUGGGCCUGCGGAUCGGACUGGCGGACGGAGUUGUGGAGGCCCCCGGGGCAGCGGAAGGGGCGGGGGCCGCCCUUCGGCAGGCGGAGAACUGGCUCAGUCACUACACAGGGGGAGCCGCCCCGGUGAUCCGGGCUGUGAAGAAGGUGGUGUCGUCGGGCAGAGAGCUCCCGCUGUCGGAGGCCCUGAGGACUGAGAAGGAGGUGUUCGGGACGGUGUGGGGCGGGCAGGCCAACCUGCAGGCUCUGGCUAGCAAGUCCAAACACAGGUGAGCUGAGAAGCACGCGGUCAGACUUGUGUCACGGACUGACUCGUAUUUUACAUCAACCACCUUGAGUUCUUUGAUGUGCUGAAGAAAGCCACGAUGCUCUCACGUAGAAAGCUGAGUGCUGAAUAAAGAGAUACAUGAUUGUACACUUGAUCAUUUUCAAUAAAGCAGAUGGAGCGCUGCCUCUGAUGCACUAAAACCAGAUCUUUCUUUGGCUGUUAUUGAUCUAGUUUUGGUACCUCUUCAUGUGACAUCUCACCAACGUUAACAACUGUGAACAUGCUGAUAUCAUUCCACGGGUCUCACAGCCUUAUCUUCAGCGUGGACAAAAAUCUGAAUCCCAAUGUCCCCAUCAGUCAAACAAAUGACCUCAUUGUCUCCAGAGAACAUGACUAAGUUAAUAAUGAGUGGACUGAAGCAACAGAUAGCAGCAAUUAGAUCACGAUGAGCUAGAACAGGCACGUUCCAAUGUUAGUGUUGUCUUUGUGGCCUUGGUCAUCUCCAUUCUCUCUGCGUUCUACCGGGAGAUUGGUGCUGUGGUACGAGGGGUUACGUGGCUGGUUUUCAGUUCAGACUCUUGUGAAAAGAUGCUGAGACACAGGGAUCAGAUAAUGCACACACAGCGUUUUCCUUGUAUGGCGUGGCAACAAUUUUCUGCUCAUUUUUUAGUUUCACACUUAAAACG
Pungitius pungitius (ninespine stickleback) is the source of this 1682-nucleotide messenger RNA. RefSeq names its product enoyl CoA hydratase domain containing 1 (gene echdc1). Bases 33 to 1001 code for a protein of 322 amino acids. Gene Ontology annotation, cellular component: cytosol. Gene Ontology annotation, molecular function: catalytic activity. The record is from RefSeq and is a predicted model, not a curated record. The transcript is spliced from 6 exons. Gene Ontology annotation, biological process: fatty acid beta-oxidation. Lineage: Eukaryota; Metazoa; Chordata; Actinopteri; Perciformes; Gasterosteidae.